CAAAUGCUGCGUUGUUAGUCCUGAUGAAACCUGAGUCUGGUUCUCAUGCAAGUUCCCAGUUCCCACCCCAAAUUUCCGCUUCUAAUUUGUCGUGCUUCCGAGUUAUUUUCCGCAUUCGGACAGAUUUGUUUGUGUUAAGGAAUUUGUACCAGUAAUUAAUGACAGAAUCGAUAAAUAUUCCACUAUGCCGUCGAAAUGUUGUAAUGUUGCACUAUCCGGCAAGUACGUUCUAUUCCAAGGCGUCGAUCUUCUCCGCCUCGUAGAAUGAUUGUGCCGUAGAUUACGGUAGGUGCUCGGAAUCGCAGUGGUGCACCGCAGACGAUCACAUUUGUGCGAGGAUCUCUGAGGUGUCCGUCGUUCAAGGGACGUGCACAAGUAGCUGGAAACCUAGGUUGAUGUCUCGAGUUUACGUGAGUACAAUUUCUUAGGGUUUUGAUUGUUUCGUGCACCGUGGUUGGGAAUUGUUGAAUCGCAUCUCCUUAGACAUUUUUCGUGCUAGUAAGGCGUCGUGGGGCCACGCAAUAGAGAUUUGGCAUGAACAUGAGUGGGUGCCGUCCACUGACGCGCAUAGUCCAUGCAGUUUCCACGAGAUGACAAUCUUCCAGUGGGAGGGCAGGAAUUGUGCAAAACAGGAAUUAGUGAUGAAGGUUGCAUGAGAUGUAAUUUCCCGUUUAAUGAAAAGCUUGAAGGGCUCGCGAAAAAAGAUUAUAAAAUGCAGUAUGUUCGGGGCAAGGCGGUCCACGGUUACAGGGCAUUGCAUGACACAUUCUACUCCAUUAAGGCUGUAUUUGAAAAGCACAACGUGGUUUUCACCAUUGGAGCAUCUCUGGCAUCAGCGGGAGCUGCAUGGGCAGGAUACACGGCACGUCAAUUGCAUCAAAGGAAAGUGGAGGAGCGACUUAACUCUAUUGAGCAAGCGAUGACUACAGUGCACAACUUGGAGGUGGAGCAAGUGCAGGCGAUAACGAAAGGGAUUGGUGUUAGCUAUCCUGCUUGUGCAGCUACUGCUACUACUACUUUAGUUGUCGGGUAUGCACUUGGAUUUCGCGGUGGGCGUAGAUAUACUCUAAACAGAAUACGCAAGCAACAACAGAAGCCGCUUGCCCUAUCGAAGCUCAACGUGACAAAGCUGUCGAGGUUUUCUCAAGUUUUUCAAAGAGCGAUUGUCCGUCCUUCCCGAGCAACUGACCCACUGCAGGCUAAUUGUGAUACGAAGCAGGAUACCAAGCAGGAGCUCACAUUGAAUGCACUUGAAGCAGUGGGAGUAGUUGAAGCACCUAAACCAGUCAUUAAAUGAUGGACCACUCCUCUUUUUGCUUUGCGACUAGCGUUUUAUGUUUUAGCACCAUUCUAGUUGUUAGCCUGAAAAGGCUGGUGUCCGGACGUAGUGUUUAAGAAUCUUGAGUUCUCAGGUUUACUCAGGACUCGAAAUAUUUUUGUACAACUGAAUCGUACCCAUUGGUUUCUGACAGUAACGUUUGAAUUAUAGUUUAUAGCUGUGUUUAUUCCGCAGAACUGAGUGUACUUAUUAUAGUUUUGUAGCGAUGGUAAUUUAUUGUUAACCGUCUAGAUUUCUUAGGACGGUAGUUCAGCACUUAUUUGUGAGCUGAAAACGUGAGACGGCCACUUGGAAGACAUUCCUUUGAUCAUGUUGGCUUAUACUUCAACAGAUUAAUAUUGAUUUUCUCCCCAGUAUGGCAACCA
Messenger RNA from Physcomitrium patens, 1704 nucleotides. RefSeq lists its product as uncharacterized. Lineage: Eukaryota; Viridiplantae; Streptophyta; Bryopsida; Funariales; Funariaceae. The record is from RefSeq and is a predicted model, not a curated record.